Acanthosepion pharaonis is the source of this 642-nucleotide messenger RNA. The record is from the annotation of a GenBank genome assembly. Lineage: Eukaryota; Metazoa; Mollusca; Cephalopoda; Sepiida; Sepiidae.
AUGCAUAUCACACCCUCUCUCAAAUUAUCUAUUUCAGUUCAUUAUCUAUCUAUCUAUCUAUCUAUCUAUCUAUCUAUCUAUCUAUUUGUUCAUCAUUUAUCUAUUUAUCUCAUUAUGUUGUUCCUAUCUAUAUAUCUACCACAUUCUGAAGGUAUACUUAACGUUCCUUUACAUCCGGAAGGCCUCAUUAAAAUUGGCGUUCAACUCUUAUUUUUCUUCCCAUCGUUCUUUCUUUCUUUUUUCUUUCCGUCUUUCUUCCUUUCUUUCCAUUACACUUUUCUUCCUUUCCGUCUUUCAUUCUUUUUUACUUUCUUUUUAUUGCCCUUCUUUCUUUCUUUCUUUCUUUUUUUCUUUCUUUCUUUGUUUCUUUGUUUCUUUGUUUCUUUCUUUCUAUUGCUCUUUUCUCUCUUCCCUUCCUUGUUUGUUUGUUUGUUUCUUUCUUUCUUUUGUCUUUUCUUUUCAUUAUUCUUCUCUUUCUUCCCAUCUUUCUUUUCAUUACUUUUGGGUUUAUUCUCAUCUUUCUUUCUUUCUUUCUUUUGUCUUUUCUUUUCAUUAUUCUUCUCUUUCUUUCCAUCUUUCUUUUCAUUACUUUUCGGUUUCUUCCCAUCUUUCUUUCUUUCUUUCUUUCUUUCUUUCUUUUAA